AUGAUUCAGACGUCGGAGGAAUGGGUGUGGUUGACCGUGGUGCUGCUCAUCACAACGCUGCGCUAUGUGUCUCGCAUUCUGCAGACGGGUGGUCCGCGCAACCUCCAGGUGGAGGAUCUGGUCAUGGCGGUGGUUGUAAUAUUCUACAUAUUGCUUACCGUUUUCCUGGUCCAAGUCGACAAGUACGGCACCAAUGGAAUCCCCCCGGGUGAGUUCGAGACGCUUGAUAAAUCGACAAUCCCAGACCGCAUCAAAGGCAGUAAGAUGGUCGUGGCGGUCGAGCAGUUUUGGCUCGUGGUGGUCUGGGGAUGCAAAUGCUGUCUGCUGUUACUAUACUCGACCAUGACUUCCGGCCUCUGGCAACACCGCAUCGUCAAAGUCAUCGGCGGCAUCUGCGCCUUCAGCUUCCUCCUCAUCGAGAUCCUCUUCUUCGCCGUCUGGUGCCGCCCGUUCUCAGCAUACUGGUCCGUCCCGCCCAAGAGCGUGCAAUGCUCCGUCUAUACCAACCACGUCAUCACCACCCUUGUCUUCAACGUCACCACCGACGUGCUCAUCAUGGCCAUCCCCCUGCCGCUGCUCAUCCGCGCCAAACUCUCCCUCUCGAAGAAACUCACCCUCUGCGCCGUCUUCUCCCUCGGUGUAUUCGUCAUCCUCUGCUCCAUCCUCUCAAAGUACUACUCCAUCUCCCAGCCCUACGGCAUCAAAUGGCUGCAAUGGUACGUCCGUGAGGCCGCCACCGCCGUCAUCGUCUCCAACAUCCCGCAGACCUGGACCCUCCUCCGCCGCCUCUUCAACUGGAAGUCCUUCCUGCAGCACUCGUCCUAUAAUCGGAGUCAGAACAAGUAUACCAGUCGCUUGGACAGCUCGACGAUCCAUCUCUCGCGGUUCCGGGGGGACAAGUCGGGAGUGCGCUCGACCAUCGACCGAUCUGAGUCGGGGGAGCAUAUCGUUCGCGAGCAGCCGUUGGAGAUCUGGGCGCAUACCCAGUUCCAUGUGACGAAUGAGGUGGAUGACACGCCGAGGAGCGAUAGUUUGAGUCACAGUAGUGCUAGUUUGGACUUUGAUACUGCUGGUGAGAGUGGGCUGGUGAAGACGACCGUGACCUCUGCGCCGUGA
Aspergillus udagawae is the source of this 1116-nucleotide messenger RNA. RefSeq names its product putative UbiD family decarboxylase. The transcript has 4 exons. The record is from RefSeq and is a predicted model, not a curated record. NCBI's taxonomy places the organism in Eukaryota, Fungi, Ascomycota, Eurotiomycetes, Eurotiales, Aspergillaceae. Bases 1 to 1116 code for a protein of 371 amino acids.